AUGCACCUGUUAAGUCUUGACGCCGACAGUCAGCCCAGCCUGACACUGUUUCCUGAGCAUGAAGCACCAGCUUACGCGGUGCUCUCACAUACCUGGGCAGCUCCAAACCAUGAAGUCACUUUCAGAGACAUAUCAGAGAACUCUGCUAGAGACAAGCUCGGAUAUCAAAAAAUCCAUUUUUGUGGGAGACAAGCACACAUGGACGGCCUGAAGUACUUCUGGAUCGACAGUUGUUGUAUUGACAAAUCGAGUAGUGCAGAGCUCUCAAAAGCCAUCAACUCUAUGUUCAGAUGGUAUCGGAAUGCCAGGAAGUGCUACGUGUAUCUCACAGAUGUUUCCGUGACAGCGGGUGCUGAACUCGAGUCGUGGGAGCCGGCACUCCGCAAAAGUCGGUGGUUCACAAGGGGAUGGACACUGCAGGAGCUCCUGGCUCCGCGAGCUGUCGACUUUUUCUCUCGAGAAGGUCAACAUCUGGGCAACAAGGACUCCUUGUUAAGAAUUAUCCAUGAGGUGACAGAUGUUCCACCCCUUGCUCUGCAAGGCAUUCCGCUGUGUAAAUACGGAGUCGAGGAAAAGUUCCGAUGGGCAUCGAAGCGCCAGACGACAGAAGUAGAGGACAAAGCUUAUUCGCUCCUGGGUAUUUUCGAGGUUUUCAUUGCUCCAAUGUACGGAGAGGGAGAGAAGCAUGCGCUUUCCCGGCUACGGAAGGCUAUUGAGGAAGAUGAAGCAAGCAACUCCAGUCGAAUGCCUGCUCCAGGAACUACAAAUGCCGUCAGAAUGACAAUACCACACGACCCGACAGCCGACCACAUUUUACAUAUGGAAAUGGGCGGACCUGAUUUGGACGACAUCAUAUACAAGAUGACGGGUGUUCAGCUGAGAAAGGUAGAAGGGAAGUGGCAAGCCGUGUUUCCAAACGGCUCUACCUUAACACCAUUACCAGCGGUGCGCAUCAACGGCAUGAAUGGUGUGGAGAUCGAAAAUCUAUUUGCUACGGAAAAUCAUGACGUUGUGUCUGGGCUAAAGACCAGCAACUUGUACAGGAAAGAAAAGGCAGGAGAACCCCUUCUCCGUUCAUGUGUGUCGUUCAUUGUCCCAACCGAUUCAGAAUCCGAUGUCAUCAUGGAGCUGACGCUGGGUUGCGACCUGGGGUCCAAGAUUGCGCUACAACUGUACGCUGACAAAUGA
Fonsecaea erecta is the source of this 1188-nucleotide messenger RNA. RefSeq lists its product as hypothetical. The transcript has 2 exons. The coding region runs from base 1 to 1188 and encodes 395 amino acids. The record is from RefSeq and is a predicted model, not a curated record. NCBI's taxonomy places the organism in Eukaryota, Fungi, Ascomycota, Eurotiomycetes, Chaetothyriales, Herpotrichiellaceae.